Messenger RNA from Vigna angularis (adzuki bean), 1160 nucleotides. Its product is annotated as ribosome-recycling factor, chloroplastic. NCBI's taxonomy places the organism in Eukaryota, Viridiplantae, Streptophyta, Magnoliopsida, Fabales, Fabaceae. Gene Ontology annotation, biological process: plastid translation. The coding region runs from base 146 to 946 and encodes 266 amino acids. The record is from RefSeq and is a predicted model, not a curated record. Gene Ontology annotation, cellular component: chloroplast. The transcript has 9 exons. Gene Ontology annotation, molecular function: ribosomal large subunit binding.
ACUGUAAUCACAUGUGAAGAAAAUGACAUGAAAUUACCUUAGCAAUUUAGGCGAAGGCGAAGAAUGUGUUGAAAAGAGCAGAGAAAGUUGUUAUCCACAACGACAUCAACACAAGGCGUAGGGUGUGUCUGUCUCUCUCUCUCUCAUGGCAACCUCUUUCUCUCCGACAACCUGUGUCCGCUCACUCUUCCGAAACCCUCCCAGAGCCCUUCUCUCCGUUCCCCAUUCCUUUGACGCCGUCAAACGCUCCUUCUCCUCUUCUGCAAGCUAUGCCACUCUCAAGCUCCCUCUUGGCUUCUCUCUUUCUCCAACACCCCUCAUUUCCAAAGGGUUAUCGCAUAGGAGAACGCCACUUAUCAGGGCUGCUACUAUUGAAGAAAUAGAAGCGGAAAAGGCAGCAAUUGAGAAUGAUGCUAAAAGCAGGAUGGAGAGGACUAUUGAUAAUGUCCGAACAAAUUUCAACUCCAUAAGAACAGGGAGAGCAAACCCUGCCAUGCUUGACAGGAUUGAGGUGGAAUACUAUGGAACUCCAGUUAGUUUGAAGAGCAUUGCUCAAAUUAGCACUCCUGACGCGAGUUCUCUUUUGGUACAGCCAUAUGACAAAUCAAGCUUGAAGGCUAUUGAGAAAGCAAUAGUUAGCUCUGAUCUUGGUAUGACUCCAAAUAAUGAUGGAGAAUUAAUUAGAUUGAGCGUCCCACAGUUGACAUCUGAAAGGAGGAAGGAACUAUCGAAAGUAGUGGCUAAACAAGCUGAAGAAGGGAAGGUGGCUUUGAGAAAUAUAAGAAGAGAUGCAUUGAAAGCUUAUGAUAAACUUGAGAAGGAGAAAAAACUCUCUGAAGAUAAUGUGAAGGAUCUAUCAAGUGAUUUGCAGAAGCUGACAGAUGAUUAUAUAAAGAAAGUUGAUACCAUCCUCAAACAGAAAGAAAAGGAGUUGCUGACAGUUUGAUGCUUUGAUACAAAAAGUAAUGCUGAGUUCUAUCUAAACAAGGUCAAAUUUUGUAUCUACUUCGUUCAAGGGUUGGAUAAUUAAUGCAUAUGUUGAUUGGUUUUAUAGAGGACAAACUUUUGAACUAAAUAUGUUUUUUUUUAGAAUUGAAAAAGUAAGUUCGUGCCUGUAAAUUGGACUUAUUUUACAUAAUUGAAAUUUGACCCUCAAGGAA